Phaedon cochleariae (mustard beetle) is the source of this 2865-nucleotide messenger RNA. NCBI's taxonomy places the organism in Eukaryota, Metazoa, Arthropoda, Insecta, Coleoptera, Chrysomelidae. The record is from the annotation of a GenBank genome assembly.
AUGUUGUCUAUAGGGCCAAAAAUGGAUGGGGGACCGAAUGUAAAAUACUUUGAGUCCCCCGAAACGCUCACUGCCAUAGAAGUAGUGAAACAGUGGCUACAGAAAAAUGGGAAAAAGUAUGUACAAAAUGAGCAACUGACGAACAAAACCAUAUCUACAACAACUGUUCAACUCAUGCAGUUUCAAGAAGAUUUCUUGGGCAAAAAUGUACAGAAACCACCAUUGACAAGAAUACCAGUUAGACAUUUUAUUGAUUUCAAACCUGGUGGAGGUUUAUGUCACAUUUUACUAGCUGCCUAUAAAUUCAAAAGUGAACAUGGCUGGAGAAGAUUCGAAUUACCAUCUGGCAAGAAUGUGUCCAAGCUUGAAAGAGUCUAUGAAAUGUUCCAAAACAUGGAGAAAGCCCUGAUAAGUGCAAAACUGUACAUCCUGCCCAUAGUAUACAUAAAAUCUGACAUAGAUAAAGCGGUCACACAAAAAAUUAAGGAAAUCAUGCGAAGGAGGAAUGGUCAAGUAGUUGAAACAGAAGACACAGCAACUCAUAUUAUACAUGGCUCUGUAGAUCCUCUGAAAGAAGAAUAUGGUAGACCAGUUAUUAAACGUGACAAAAUGGUAAUGAUGCACUGGUAUUACUUUCCAAAUUCCUUUGAUACUUGGGUAAAUCUUGAAUCUGCUGGAUUAGAUAGUGUUUCAAUUGACAGUAACCCAAGCCCACACUCAGGCCCUUGGAGAGUGACAUACACCUGGAUUUAUGAUACAGAUCAGUACAAUGAAUGGAUGUCUGAAGAAGACUAUGAAGUUGAUGAAAAUGGCAUCAAGAAAGUACAUCCAAGGCUCAUGUCUGUAGAAGAUCUGAUGAACCCAUCUGAAGAUAGAAACAAAAAGAACAAAAAUAAGAGGAAAAGAUCUCCUUCACCUCCUUCUUCAAAAGUUGGCAAAAGAAAAAGUGGUAGGAGUCCUGCAGUAGGAAAGAAAACAAGACCAGAAGAUCCUGAAUCUGAAGACCUUACAAAAGAUAUGGAAGACCCUGUUCCAGAACCAAACAUUGUGGAAGUGAGUCCUGCUGUACAAACCAAUAGCCAACCAGUUAAGAAAGACCAUGAACUUGUACCACUCAAAGGUGGUUCAAUAACAGACCUGGAAGAAAGUGAAGAGAGGGGAGAAGAUUCUCAGACUGGUAAAAAUAGUGAUACAAACACUCAGGAUGAUGGACAGGAAGAUAAUGUUACAGAGCAGACCCAUCAUAUUAUAAUACCUUCAUAUUCAGCUUGGUUUGACUAUAAUUCCAUACAUGAGAUUGAAAAAAGGGCCAUGCCUGAGUUUUUCAAUGGAAGGAAUAAAUCCAAGACACCAGAAAUUUAUUUGGCUUACAGAAAUUUCAUGGUAGACACCUAUCGCUUGAACCCAACAGAAUACAUAACUAGUACAGCUUGCAGACGAAAUUUGGCCGGCGACGUUUGUGCUAUCAUGAGAGUGCAUGCAUUUCUAGAACAGUGGGGCCUUAUAAACUACCAAGUAGACACAGAUUCUAGACCUACUGCAAUGGGUCCUCCUCCCACUUCACAUUUCCAUAUAUUAUCAGAUACACCUUCAGGAUUACAGCCAGUUAAUCCCCCCAAAACACCUCAGCCUAGUGCAGCAAAAACUCUCUUAGAUCUUGACAAAACCCUGGACAUCAAAAAGGCUGAAGGGGCCACAGAGAUAUCCAGUUUUGGACUGAAACUAGAUCAAUAUGCCAAGAAACCUGCAGUUCUUCGCAACAAGAGUGCAGCUUCUUUGACAAGAGAUUGGACAGAGCAAGAAACUCUGCUCCUCCUGGAAGGCUUGGAAAUGUACAAAGAUGACUGGAACAAAGUAUGUGAGCAUGUAGGUUCUCGUACUCAAGAUGAAUGCAUACUACACUUCCUUCGUUUGCCGAUUGAAGAUCCGUACCUGGAAGAUCCAGAGGCUGGGGGUGCUCUUGGACCAUUGGCCUACCAACCAAUACCAUUCAGCAAAGCAGGCAACCCCAUCAUGUCCACUGUAGCAUUCUUGGCUUCAAUUGUGGAUCCAAGGGUGGCUGCAGCUGCUGCCAAAUCAGCCAUGAAUGAGUUCUCUACCAUCAAGGAUGAGGUCCCAGCUUCAGUUAUGGAUGCUCAUCUGAAGAAUGUUGAAGCUUCAAGUGCUGACGGUAAAUUUGACCCAGCAGCUGGGCUAGCUAUGACUGGUAUUGCAGGAACUGUACCAGACAAAGAGGAAGAUGAGAAGAUUAAGAAGGAAGAUGUGAAAGAGGAAGAUAAGCCAGCAGAGGAAAAUAAAAACGGUGAAGGUCAAGAUGAAAAACCUUGUGAGAAGGUAAAAACAGAGACUCCUGAUAGUGACAAGGAGGAGAAGAUGGAUUUAUCAGAGCCAAAAUUGGAGAAAGGUAUCAAGGAUAGUGAGAUGCAGAGUGCAGCUGCAGCCGCCCUAGCUGCGGCAGCUGUCAAAGCCAAGCACUUAGCUGCAGUGGAGGAAAGAAAAAUCAAGUCUCUGGUAGCUUUACUGGUAGAAACACAGAUGAAGAAGCUUGAGAUCAAGCUGAGGCACUUUGAAGAGCUGGAAACAACUAUGGAGCGUGAAAGGGAAGGCCUGGAGUAUCAGAGGCAGCAGCUCAUCACAGAGAGACAGCAGUUCCACCUGGAGCAACUGAAAGCAGCGGAGUUCAGAGCAAGACAGCAAGCCCACCAAAGGCUGCAAGCUGACCAAGGGCAGUGGCCAGCUCAACAAGCACCUGUACCGCAUUCUGCACCAUCUGCUGAUACCGGACCUAGUACUACCCCUACCCCUCCAUCUCCUCAGGCUUCUGCAGUGGCUUCACCACAAGCGCCACCACACCACCACAUUUAA